AUGGAGUGGACGCAGCCGUUUGAUCCCGCCUCCUCCGGUUCGGAGGCCUCGCCGCGGUCGUGGUCCCUCUCCGGCGCCGCCACACCCUCACCCCCCUCUUCUUCCUCUUCUUCUUCCGCCCACCGCCACGGCAGCGGGAGCACGACCUGCAACGACGACGAGGCGGAGGCGGAGGAACAACAACAACAACAACAACAACGAAGGGGGCAGCAGCAGGAGGAGGAGGAAGAAGAGCAGCAAGAGGAGGAGAAGGAGGAGGAGGAGGACCAGCCCCUGUUGUGGGCCAUCGAGCUGGUACUGGACCGGGUGGGGGCCGCCUCCAAGUGGAGCGCACCCACGCUGCCCUGGGCCACCAUACAGGCCCUCCGCCAGCUCGCCCCCUCCGUGGUGACGCGUAGCGCGGGCGACGGGCUGCUAGAUCGGCUCAACGUGCUGGGCCUCCUCAACUGGAUGGCGGUGGGGCCGCUGUGCGCAGAUCCGCCGGACUGGGGCGGCUUCUCGUCUGCGAUGGCGGACGACGACCUGUGGGCGUCUGCCGGCCGCGACAAUGGCGACAAUGGCGACAAUGGAGACGGCAUGGCGGCCGGCACGGGCGUACGCGCACGGCUGGCGCAGCUGCUGGCGGACAUUAAGGAGGCGGAGGCGGCGGAGGAGGCUCUCCGGGCGAGGAAGCGGGGCAGGGAGGCCGCCGUGGCCCUGGUGGCCGCCGCGUGUCCGCUCGACGCCUUCCGCCGCCAGUUCGAGGACUACAUGGGCGCCUUCCACGCGCAGCUGCCGCCGCCGUUCCUCGACCAGCUGGCCCGCGACAUCCGCUCGGGGGCCUACCACCACCCGCCCGGUACCAGGGCCGAGGAUGAAAAGAGUAUCGACCUGACGCCGACGGGGCCGGGCAGCGGCGAUGAGGAGGAGGAGGAGGAGGAGGAGGCCGAGAUGGAGCGACAGCCCACGCCCUGCACCACCACGACGGCCACGGUCACGACCACGACGGGCACCGCCUACGCGCGGAAAGACGACGACGACGAGGAGGAAGAGGAAGAGGAGGAGGAGGAGGAGGAGGUGAUGGUGGUGGAGUCCGGGCCUCAGAAGAACGGCGAGGAAAUCGAGGAGUGGGAGGACGCACAGCAGCCCGACGGUUCGGGAGACCGAGAAGCACCACCGAUCGGGGAGAAGGAAAAAGCGAACAAACAGGACGACGACGACGAGGGGGAGGAGGAAGAGGAAGAGGACGAGAGGCCGGCAGGGAGCGGCGAGUGUGACCGGCGGGGGGCAGCCAAGGACAAGCGGCGCCGGAGCGAUGGCAGCGCAGAGGCAGAGGGACUCACCAAGAGAAGGAAGCUCCUCACCGACGAACACGACGAUGGCGACGAUGGCGGCGACGAGGUGAGAUUCAACGCCCGGGUCAAACCACACUGGCACCGCCGACGAUCCACCGGCAGCAGCAGCAGCACCGCCACGAGGACCACAACCGCGGCUGCCUCCACCGCGAGUGCCGGCAGAAGGCGCCGUCGUCGGUGGACCGAAGACGAGGUGGCCAACCUGCUGGCCGGCGUGAAGAAGUUCGGGGUCGGGUACUGGAAGCACAUCGUGGAGCACUACGACUUUGGUGGGCGCACGGCCGUCGACCUGAAGGACAAGUACCGCAACCUGGAGAGGGAGUGGGAGAAGCAGGCGACCCACCACCACCCGGCACCCGGCAGCAGCACCGCAGCAGCACCGGCACGGCGGCGCGUGUCCGCCCCCGACACCAACACCUCGCUCGACGACGACAUCGAGGAAUGGACCCCCUCCGGCGGGAAGACGGGCCGCAGCAGCCGAGCGGCGACCGCCAAGCCCAAGACGGAGGCCCAGAGGCCCAAUCUGGACUUCAUCAUGACCCGCGGCGGCCAGGAGCACAGGAGGAGGAGCGGCGCGGAGGAUUCCGACUGA
Acanthamoeba castellanii str. Neff is the source of this 1926-nucleotide messenger RNA. RefSeq names its product Myblike DNA-binding domain containing protein. The transcript has 5 exons. The record is from RefSeq and is a predicted model, not a curated record. Bases 1 to 1926 code for a protein of 641 amino acids. NCBI's taxonomy places the organism in Eukaryota, Discosea, Longamoebia, Acanthamoebidae.